AUGCGGCACCGACAGCCCGAUCCGCGCCCCUUCCCGUGCGCUCCCCGCCUGGAGCCGCCACGGCGGCGCAGCGCCCUCGCCCGACGGCGCUCCCGGCCCGGAGCGUUCGUGUGCCCGGUGCUGCUGGACGUGUGCAGCCCCGACAGCAAGGGACGCGGCGGACUAAUCGGCUUCGGGGCUCCAACUUUGCUCGCAGAACUCAUCAGGCACGGCCGGGAGAGGAUAGAACAAACCAUCAAGGCCUCUGGCUCCAGGCUCUGCUCAUAUGCUGAGCGAGUUGUUUUUUUAAUGGAUCGCUCCCGGAGCCCAGACAAAAGCAGCCAGCCUUCAACACCAACUGACAACAUCAACCUCGGACCUUCUGCUAACCCCAAUGCCAAGCCAACAGACUUUGACUUCCUGAAGGUUAUUGGCAAAGGAAGCUUUGGAAAAGUUCUCCUGGCCAAACGCAAGUGUGAUGGGACUUUUUAUGCAGUGAAAGUCUUACAUAAGAAAACCAUCCUCAAGAAAAAGGAGCAAAACCACAUCAUGGCAGAACGUAACGUGCUCCUGAAAAAUGUCAAGCACCCCUUCCUUGUGGGACUCCACUAUUCCUUCCAGACCUCAGAGAAGCUUUACUUUGUGCUUGACUAUGUAAAUGGAGGAGAGCUCUUCUUCCACUUGCAAAGGGAGCGCUGUUUCCGGGAGCCCCGGGCCCGGUUCUACGCCGCAGAAGUGGCCAGUGCCAUUGGGUACCUGCAUUCCCUAAACAUCAUCUACAGGGACUUAAAGCCUGAGAACAUCCUCCUGGAUUGCCAGGGACACAUAGUAUUGACAGAUUUUGGACUCUGCAAAGAAGGAAUGGAGCAAGAGGAGACAACUUCUACCUUUUGUGGCACUCCUGAGUAUCUGGCUCCUGAGGUGCUAAAGAAGCAGCCCUAUGACAGGACAGUAGACUGGUGGUGCCUAGGAGCUGUCCUCUAUGAAAUGCUCUUUGGACUGCCUCCUUUUUACAGCCGGGAUGUGUCUCAGAUGUAUGACAACAUUCUGCACAAGCCACUACAGAUCCAAGGAACCAAGACUGUGGCAGCUUGUGACAUCCUUCAGGGACUUCUCCACAAGGACCAGAAGAGGAGGCUGGGUGCCAAAACAGACUUUCUUGAGAUAAAGAGCCAUGUAUUCUUCAGCCCAAUAAACUGGGAUGAUUUAUAUCACAAGAGGAUUACUCCUCCAUUCAACCCCAAUGUGGCUGGCCCAGCUGAUCUGCGACACUUUGAUCCUGAGUUCACCCAGGAAGCCAUCUCUGCCUCCAUCACCCGCACGCCUGACCUGGCAGCCAGCAGCUCCAGUGCCUCAGAUGCAUUUUUAGGAUUUUCAUAUGCACCAACUGAAGAGGACAUUUAAGUUUUACAAAGGCUUUGUCAAGCCAUAUUUUAAAUGAAUG
Melospiza georgiana is the source of this 1423-nucleotide messenger RNA. RefSeq names its product serum/glucocorticoid regulated kinase 2 (gene SGK2). The transcript has 16 exons. Gene Ontology annotation, biological process: protein phosphorylation. The record is from RefSeq and is a predicted model, not a curated record. Bases 1 to 1383 code for a protein of 460 amino acids. NCBI's taxonomy places the organism in Eukaryota, Metazoa, Chordata, Aves, Passeriformes, Passerellidae. Gene Ontology annotation, molecular function: protein serine/threonine kinase activity; ATP binding.